AUGACUCGAGGGGCCCCCCAAAGCCAGCAGUUGCUGGAAGCCGCGCAGGGUACGACGGGGGGCCCCCUCCGCUGUAGCGGCAAAACGUGUGCGUUAGGAGAAAGCCACUAUUUAGACUCGGCUCUCAUUUGCUUGAGGGAGAAAGGCCUCUAUGGGAGGGUUCGACACGUUCUCAGGAACACCCAGUUGGGCUUUUGCAUUUCUGCUUCUGGAGCCGCUGCAGAAUUCGCUGCGCACGACGCCAUGGAGGUGUCUGAACAGCUCAAAUGCCGUCGACCUGGCUGUGGUCAGUCCUUCAGUGCAAGUAGCAACAGGGAAGACGCAUGCAGACACCACAAGCGGCUGCCUCUCUUCCACGAUGGCGUGAAGUGCUGGCCGUGCUGCGAGAAAGAGGCGUGGGACUGGGAAACCUUCAUGAAGAUUGAAGGUAAAAAGGCUCACCCUCGUGCAUGCACUGUGGCGACAACCUUUACAGUCUUCAAACACACACCUCUCCGCUGCAUGUCUGCAGGCUGCGCCUUAGGGCCUCACAGCGAAGCCCCACCGCAGGCUUCGCUGGCAGCAAGCGGAGCUGCUGCUGCUGCUGCUGCUGCAUCGACGACGACGAAGGCAGCCGUUGAUGCAACUGCUGCGACAGCUCCGCGCAGCAUAGAGGACUUUAAUAAGCAGUGGGGGAAACAAAAGCAGGAGGAGGAGAAGAAGAAGCAGCAGCAGCAGCAGUCGCUUCGUCUCGUCUCUGGAGGAUCUCGAGAGGUCGCCGAAGCCUCUGGUGCCGCAGCAGCAGCCUCUGAUGCUGCAGCACCAGCCUCGGAUGCUGCAGCAGCAGCCUCGGAUGCCGCAGCAGCAGCCUCGGAUACUGCAGCCUUGGGAGCUGACAUCGCAGCAGUUCGCCUUACCACAUGCAGAGGCACUGCUGGUUCUCUCAGCGUUGCACCUGCAGGCGACACCCACAGACAGCAAGAAUCCUACGGUGCUCCUCGCGCAAAACUCCGCAACUGCACACGUCUUCGCUGGCAAGCAAAACGGAGCAGGAGAGACUGUCUCGCGGCAGGCGCGUCAAGAACCUCUAAAAACAAGGACCAUGCCUACCCCCCUUCUUCCCCUUCCCCCCCAAUCCUUCCCCGCGAAGCAACAUAA
Cyclospora cayetanensis is the source of this 1137-nucleotide messenger RNA. RefSeq lists its product as uncharacterized. The record is from RefSeq and is a predicted model, not a curated record. Bases 1 to 1137 code for a protein of 378 amino acids. NCBI's taxonomy places the organism in Eukaryota, Apicomplexa, Conoidasida, Eucoccidiorida, Eimeriidae. The transcript has 6 exons.